CGUUCCGGCUCGCGAAAGCAAAAAAAAAAAAAAAAAAAGGAGGUGACAUGUAACCGGCCGGCGCAGGUGCGACCAUUUUCUUGGGGGCAACGUCCAAUUUAACGCCAAUGCGAUGUUGCGGAGGCCCACGGCUGCGGCGGUCGCCGCCGGGAGGAUGCGGACUGUUUUGGGCGCCGUGUUGGGGAAGGACGGCUGGAUGCGGAGGAGCCAUGAGGUCAAACUCGUCAGCACGGCGUCGGGUGAGACCGUGACGAUUGGAGAUAUUUCCUACCAAGUGAAAAGACCACGCAACCCCGAACUGGUUCCCGUCAAACACAUUUCAGACUUCCUGCCCCAGGCCGUGGCGCAGCACCUGCGAUGGAUUAUGCAGAAAGACCUCUUGGGCCAGGAUGUAUUUCUCAUCGGACCCCCGGGACCCUUGAGGAGAACCGUAGCCAUGCAAUACCUUGAGUUGACCAAACGCGAAGUGGAGUACGUCGCCCUGUCCAGGGACACCACGGAGACCGAUUUGAAACAAAGGAGAGAGAUCCGGGCCGGGACAGCUUUCUACGUGGACCAGUGCGCCGUCCGGGCCGCCACUCGGGGGCGCGUUCUGGUUCUGGAGGGUCUGGAGAAGGCGGAGAGGAACGUUCUGCCCGUGCUCAACAACCUGCUGGAGAACCGAGAGAUGCAGCUGGAGGACGGCCGCUUCCUCAUGGCGGCCGAGCGCUACGACAAGCUGCUGCAGGAGCACACGAAAGAGGAGCUGGACGACUGGAAGAUCGUCCGCGUAAGCGAGGACUUUCGGGUCAUCGCCCUCGGACUUCCUGUGCCCAAGUACAGAGGCAACCCGCUGGAUCCUCCCCUCCGCUCUCGCUUCCAGGCCAGAGACGUCUAUUGCCUCCCGUUUAAGGACCAGUUGGAGCUGUUGUACGCGGCAGCACCCAACGUAGCGGCACACAGGGUGUCCCAACUGCUGUCACUUGGUACCACGCUGUGCUCCCAGGAAUCAGCCAACCUGAGCCUUCCUGACUUCCCUGUGGACAACCUCCUUCCUGCCUUGAAGGUUCUGAACGUCUUCCCCAUGAUGUCGUCGCAGCAGCUGGUCCAGAGACUUUACCCCUACCGUAGUAUGUUGGGCAAGGACGGGCGCGGCGCUGUGGAGACCGUCCUCAGUAAAUUUGAGCUUGCGGACGGCCGUGACGACGCAUCGAGCGGCGCCGUCGUCGUCAACGUGUCCAGAAGCGGCGGUGUGGAGGCCCGUGCGGACGUCACCCUGCGUUUUGCAGAGAAAGACGUGACGUUUCAGGUCCCCGCGGGCGCCAAGGAGCCGCGGGCACCCGGCAGCGGGGGCGCCUUCGUCGGCACCCCCAGCCACUCGCAGCUGAUUGCUGACAUGAUGCAAUCGCACAUGGCGAAGGACGUGUGCCUCGUGGGAAGCAAGGGUUGCGGCAAGUCAGCGGUGGCCAAAGAGUUUGCUGAGGCGUUGGGGUACACGUUAGAGCCCGUCAUGCUCUACCAGGACAUGACAGCCAGGGACCUCCUCCAGCAGAGGUUCACCCUCCCCAACGGCGACACGGCGUGGCGGCCGUCGCCGGUGGUCACCGCCGCCGUGGACGGCAAGCUGCUGCUUCUGGACGGUGUACACAGGGUCAACCCGGGAACGCUGGCCGUCCUUUCGAGGUUGCUUCAUGACCGGGAGUUGGAUCUGUACGACGGCGCCAGGCUGCUCAGGUGGGACAGGUACCAGGCACUGAAGGAGGAACACAACUUGACUGAGCAGCAACUUCAAGAGAGGUCGGUUUUUGCCAUCCACCCGUCGUUCCGCGUGCUCGCCCUUGCUGAGCCGCCGCUAGCGGGCGGGGGCGGCAAAGGACAACAGUGGUUGAGUCCCGAAUUGCUCCCCAUGUUCCUGUACCACACUGUCGGUCCGCUGGGUCGAGCCGAGGAGCUGGACCUUCUGCGAGGCCUGUCUCCUAAUGUUCCAAAGGAAGCUGCCGAACAACUGCUGCGCCUGGCGAGCGCGCUGCGACAGACAAACGACCCCACGGCCCAGUCUCUGGCCUCCUCCCUCUCCAGCAGACAGCUGCUGCGGAUCUGUCGCCGGCUCUCUCGCUACCCCGAGGAGAGCGUUGCCCACGCUGUCAACAAGGCCUGCCUCUCCAGGUUUCUUCCCAGCUUGGCCCGCAGCUCGCUCCAGAAAAAUCUCGCCAACUGCGACAUACAAGAAAAGACUGCGGGCGCCGAACACACACGGCACUUGACUUGCACAGUCAAAGAGGGUGUGCUGACUAUCGGCAGAGUGUCGGCUCCCGUCUGCGACCCCGAUGACAAGAUGAAAGUUCCAGAUGUGCUCUUCUACGAUAAUCCCCAGCACAUAACAGUGAUGGAGGACAUGUUGAAAGACUUUCUUUUGGGAGAACACCUCCUCUUGGUCGGCAACCAGGGUGUGGGGAAGAACAAAAUAGUGGACCGCUUCCUGCAUCUUCUGAACCGGCCCAGAGAGUACCUCCAACUCCACAGGGACACGACCGUGCAGACGCUGACCCUGCAGCCUUCGGUCCGAGACGGCGUCAUCACGUACGAAGACUCGCCGCUGGUCAAAGCCGUGAAGUCGGGACACAUUUUGGUGAUCGACGAGGCCGACAAAGCUCCCACCAACGUCACCUGCAUCCUCAAAGCGCUGGUGGAGAGCGGAGAGAUGAUUCUGUCCGACGGACGCAGGAUUAUCUCGGAUGUCGCGGACGCCCAGGAGAGGCCCAACGCCAUCGUCAUGCACCAAGACUUCAGGAUGAUUGUGCUGGCCAACCGGCCGGGCUUCCCCUUCCUGGGCAACGACUUCUUCGGGGCUCUAGGAGACAUCUUCAGCUGCCACGCCGUGGACAACCCCGAGCCUCGUGCGGAGCUCGCCAUGCUGAAGCGCUACGGCCCCGGGGUUCCCGACGCUACUCUGGAGAAGCUGGUUGCCGCCUUCGGAGAGCUCCGCUCGAUGGCCGACCGGGGCGCCAUAGCCUACCCGUACUCCACCCGUGAGGUGGUCAACAUUGUCAAGCAUCUCCAGAAAUUCCCCAACGAGGGUCUGGCCAACGUGCUGCGCAACGUCUUCGACUUCGAUUCGUACAACAAAGAGACGCGCGACGUCCUGACGGAGGCGCUGCACAAGCACGGCAUCCCCGUCGGAGCCGAGCCCGACUCGGUCCGGCUGGCCAAGGAGUUGCCUCUGCCAGAAGCCAAGUUGACCGGAUUUUGGACCGUCAACCAAACGGGCAACGCCCGGCGCAAACUGCUGUGUCCCUCUGAGACGCACCGCAUUGACGUCAAGGGCCCCGCCUACCUGCGAGUUCAGACUCAUCCUUGGCGCAGGCAGGAAAGCCGGGCGACGAGUUUCAGCGAGGAAAAAGCCCGCUGGCAGAUCCCCAUCGGCCCGGUCAACAUCGUCUGCGACGUCGCCGCCGCCGCCGCCGCCGACACUGUGCACGUGGCCACGUGUAACCCGGUGACGCUUUACUCCAUGAAGGAGGGCGCAGAAACCAUUCGGUGCGUGGAGCUUCACGACGUCUUCCCCCGGAGCAUCCGUGGCGCGCGGCAGCCGUUCGUCACCGUGGCCUCGCUGGGGGGUCCGUUGGACGGGCAGGUGGUGCUCCACGAGACGCAGAGCAACGCGGUCCUCCACGUGGACUUGGACGAGGGCGCCGUGCGCCGGCUCGUGGUGUCGCCGGACGUAGAGCGGAGCCCCGGCAGAGCCUCUCGCUGGUGGAGCGCUGGAGAAGCGCAGGGAGAGCGUAAAAUGUGCCGCGACUUCGCCCACAAGAACUGGCUCCUCUUCUACGAGGAAGACGGCAACCGGCUGGAGGUGCUGGACGUGCUGGAGGGCCAGGUCCACACCAUCUCCCUGCCCGUCAACCUCAAGUCGGUCUUCCUGGUGGCGGAGGACCGCUGGCUCCUUGUGGAGAGCAAGACCAACAAGAAGUUCCUGCUGACCAAGCCCACGCACGCGGCGGCCGAGGACUCUGGCGUGUGUCAGCUGCACAGCGUCGGCGAGGACGGCGUCGGCUCGGGCCACGCCCACAGCCGCGCGCCUCAGAUGCUGUCGUGCGAUCAGCUUCCCGACGAGAAUCUCAGCUCCGCCCUGGGCCAAAAGAUCGUCUCCCCGAAUCGCGUCAUGGCCGACGCCGGCGCCUUUGCGCGAGUCAUUGUGGGCUUCCCGGACCUCACGUCUCCCAACGAGGUCUACAGCUUCCAGAGGACGGCGGAACCCUCAGAGACGGAGGCCGGCGGCGCCUUCCCGCGAGGCGCCCUGCGGACUUCCGCGACCAAACAAAGCAACUGUGCGAGCCUGCUGUCGGCCAAUCAGGUGGUCCGGGCCCUCCCGCCGAGCGAGGUCCCCCUGCAGGAGCUCUACCCCGAAGGUGGCAGCCCUCCGCCGGCGGCGGCCUACCUGGAAGUGACGGAUCUCACCUCGAAAAAAGUCAAAUAUAUUCCAGUCCCCAGGUCGGAGUCGACGUCGCCCUACACCAAGUGGCUGUCCGAGGUGUCCGAGACGGGCGUGCUGAUGGCACCGCUGGCCUCGGGCGGCGUCAUCACGGUGGACGCGGGCGGUCGGGCGCGGCUCUGGGAGACCGGGACCGAGGCCCUGCGGCGAUCGCUGACGGACUGGAGGAAGAUGAUCGGCUCCGAGGACGGCCGCCCCGUUCAGAUUACCGUCCAGAGGGACAACAACUUGGACGUCUCUGCUCCGAAACACGGCAAGGUGGACGCUAGGAAUGCGCCCCACGUGGGCGGAAACCAGUGGGCGGGCGGCACAGGAGGUCGAGACACCGCCGGUCUGGGCGGGAAAGGGGGCCCGUACCGCUUGGACGCGGGACACAAAGUCUUCCAGCUUUCCCAGGCGGAGAAGGACGCCGUGCCAGACCACGUCCGCAGAGCUGCGCGAGAAAUGGCGGAAAAAGCCUUCCGAGACAGGCUGAAGGAGAUCGACAUGAGCGAGUACGACGCCGCCGCCUACGAGCGAUUCUCCAGCGCCGUCCGGAGACAAGUUCAGUCCCUGCGCGUCAUCCUGGACGCUUUGCAGGCCAAAGCCAAGGAGCGCCAGUGGCUGAAGAACCAAGCCCUGGGAGAAUUGGACGACGGCAAAAUCAUCGACGGCCUCACCGGCGAAAGGGCCAUCUAUAAGCGGAGGGGAGAACUGGACCCCGAGCCCGGCACGCCGCAGCAAAAACCCAAACGUCUCCGCGUGCUGGUGGACGUGUCGGGGAGCAUGUACCGCUUCAACGGCGUGGACGGCCGCCUGGAGCGCUCCAUGGAGGCCGUGUGUAUGGUCAUGGAGGCCCUGGAAAGCUACGAGCACAAGUUCAAGUACGACAUCGUGGGCCACUCGGGCGACGGCUGCGACAUCGAACUGGUGCGAGUGGACAAAGUCCCCAAAAACAACAAGCAGAGGCUGAAAGUUCUCAAGACCAUGCACGCCCACUCUCAGUUCUGCAUGAGCGGCGAUCACACGCUGGAGGGCGCGUCGGCCAGCGUCCGGGAGCUGGCGCGGGAGGAGGCCGACGAGCGCUUCGUGGUGGUCCUGAGCGACGCCAACCUGGAGCGCUACGGCAUUGGGCCCGAGCGCUUCGCCCGGGUCCUGAUCUCGGACCCCCGGGUCAACGCCUUUGCCGUUUUCAUCGGCUCUCUGGGCGAUCAGGCCGAAAGACUCCAGAAGAGCCUUCCGGCCGGGAGGUCCUUCGUCGCUAUGGAUACCGAGCGGAUCCCCCAAAUUCUGCAGCAGAUCUUCACGUCCAGCGUGCUGCUCGGGUUGUGACGGCGCCUCCGCGACACACGCGCUUUCCGCGCUUUGCCGCCGACUGUUUUUGUUGAGCGGGAAUGAGCGAGGACGGCCCCGAGAGGAACCGGAGAUCCGCAUUUACGGAAGAAGCCUUUGGCACACAUCCCCCCCCCCCCCCCAAAAAAAAAAAAAAAAAUCACACCACGUAGCAGCGUAUUCAUUAAAAGUAGUUUUUCUGAUUGCAUCACUUGUUGCUGGGCAGAAUUUGUCAACGAGCCCUUCCACCAUUCUCUGAGGCGCUCGUCCUAACCGGACGACUCGCGGUGCGCCCUGGACCGGUCGCCGGUCAAUUGCGUGAGCGACCGUUGGCUGGCGCUUUCGUGCCUUCUGACGGUUUGGAUUCAAACGCCAACCUGAGCACAGUGGGGCGGACGUGCUCACCGAAAGACCAGUAAAAGGUGCCCUUCACGUGUCAACAGCUCUGAAUGAAUUACAACACUUGAGCGAGCGUCCGGGACAGAGAACGGACAGGAACCGGAAGUCAGACAAAACCUGAACCUUUGUUGACGCGCGCGAACUUGAACUUGAACUUGACUCGCUGAGCCCAGCGCACUGGCCCGGAGGCGCAAUCGGCGAACUUAGCCGAGCUGUACCGUCGGCUUGAGCGGCGCGAGCGGUGCGUUGAGUUGACCUCGCCGAACGUUUUUCACCGAUAGCACCACAAAGUGACCAAAAUUUGACGCUGCACAGUGCGGGAAAUCGCAACUUGCCAGCUGUGGAAAUCCGACUUGCGGCGGGAUGACGUCGCCCGCGUGACACAAAACAGGGACGUCGAGGUCAGGACCGCGUAGGCCGGCCGAGUUGGCCCGCAUCACGCGUGGCUUUAUGAGCGCUUUGCUUUGCGUACUGAUGCGCGGACGUGUUGGAACGGGAAAGGGGCCGUCUCCAGACUGCUCCCGCACUGCUGAAAAUAUCCCGAAUAUUCGCCCCUGAGCUCCAGUCGAAGGUCAAAGCGUUUGAGGGCUCCCCGUUCCGACACGCCCGCACAAAGCGAGCCGACAGGAACGGAACGUUUUGGCCCGCUUCGGAGCGGAGCCUCGCCGGCGUGCUCGUGGAAGGACGGGCCCGCCGUCCCGUAAACCUGGUGGAAAACGGUUGCCAAAAGGUCGAGCGACGUCAUUUGGCUUUAAACGAGGUUGCGGCUUGAAAAGUUCCGUUUUCAAGUCGUUCCGCUGACAUUUGACUUUUUUUCUGUCGUUUGAUUGUGAAUUUGGACCAAGGGGGGGGGGGGGGAGGGGGGGGUUCUUUGUUGAAAAAAAAACAGGAAACGACGCUCGCGCCGGCUUUUUUUCUCGGGAUCAAUGGUCGCCGCUUAGCCUGGCGACUCGACGCCGUCUUCUCGCAUUUAGAGCGCUUCCAAUGCCCACGAGAGCGAUUAGCCCGUCCUACGACCGUCGAGAAUUCAAGGGUUGGUGACUGCACGUGCGACGGUCUGGGACAGCUUGGUGAGGACGCACUCGCCAAUGUUUGUGUCUAAAAGUCAACCAUUUAUGCUCCAAUUUAGCAAUAUUAUCAGGAAGCCAAUCAAAGUCCUUGACUGCAAAAGCCGGAAAUUGGAAAGUGUUAUCGGGGUCGCUUAGACCGCUUUCGUGUCUGUUCAAAUAUUUGUCCACUUGUGAAGACGAAGGAACCUUCCUGGUAAAAACAGAACAUUUAAUAUUUCCAUUUGGAUUCCAAAGCGCUUUUCCAAGGUUCAAGCAAAGAAAGAAGAAGAGCCUCAUCAACAUCUUGCUCGCUCGUCCAGACGUUAGCAUGAACUUCCAAAUUCUUCCAUUUCGUAGCGUAAAUGUGAAUUUGUGUUUUCUUUAAUAAAGACAAAAAAAAAAAAACCAAACAUUUUUUUAAACGUCUCAUGACGAGCAUAAACUGGAAUACAUUUUCAACUUUUUUUUUCCACCACCUGAAUCAGACAAUGGAGGAAUAUUUACAUGGUACAAAAAAAGAGUCAUAAGUUUAAAACAUGAAGUCCUCUUCAAUUUACAAAUCACAUUUUCCCCAAAAAAUAGCCUCGUUUUGACGGACUGAUGAGAGAUACGACAGCAAAAACAGUCUUGAUGAUAACAUUACCAAUAAUAAUCAUAAUCCAGUGUGGGGAAAAAAAACGUAAACUUUGCAAUGACAUGAGCGGCAGGCGUU
Molecule: messenger RNA, 7942 nt
Organism: Syngnathoides biaculeatus (alligator pipefish)
Lineage: Eukaryota; Metazoa; Chordata; Actinopteri; Syngnathiformes; Syngnathidae
Gene: vwa8
Product: von Willebrand factor A domain containing 8
Exons: 45
Coding region: 113-5782 (1889 amino acids)
Cellular component (GO): cytoplasm
Molecular function (GO): ATP binding; ATP hydrolysis activity
Source: RefSeq, a predicted model, not a curated record